Messenger RNA from Ambispora gerdemannii, 348 nucleotides. Lineage: Eukaryota; Fungi; Glomeromycota; Glomeromycetes; Archaeosporales; Ambisporaceae. The record is from the annotation of a GenBank genome assembly.
AUGGCCUCUCUAGAACUCGAAGAGAUACUGAAACCACUUAUUGCCAACCCGCAUGUUUUAGGCGUGUUGGUCGCUAAUAAAGAAGGCUCAGUAAUUAAGACAACUCUCGACGCUGUGAUAACAAAACUCUAUGCUGACAAACUUACAAAAUAUUUAGAAAUGACACAAAAAAUGAUUCAAGAGAUUGACGAGCCUGACGCUCCACAAAAGAAUGAAUUAACAUUUCUUCGUAUCAGAAGCAAAAAACAUGAGAUUAUGAUUUCACCUGAUGUCACAGAACAUAAAUAUAUGUUAAUGGUAUUACAGAAUCCGGAAAGAAAGACCGAAUCUGGGAAAGAUCGCAUAUAA